AUGGGGACAAACAAGUCGGCGGAGCUAUGGAAUGAGUGAUACGGACCUUCGGAACGCCAUUUUGGAUUUGAUGGAAUAAUCAAGAAGUGAAAUAAACAUAUAUUUUCGGACUGUAUAUCAAUAUCCUUGUUGCUUUGCUCAUUGUAGCAUGCAACAUUUACAUUUCUGUACAGGGUUAAGGCAUGGCUGACAGGCGAAAGCUUCAAGGUGAGAUAGAUAGAUGUUUAAAGAAAGUAGAUGAAGGUGUGGAAACCUUUGAGGAUAUAUGGAAGAAGGUUCAAGCUGCUACAAAUAGUAAUCAAAAAGAGAAAUUUGAAACUGAUCUUAAAAAAGAGAUUAAAAAACUCCAGAGGUUGAGAGAUCAGAUCAAAUCAUGGAUUGCCAACAGCGAUAUAAAAGACAAAUCUUCGCUUUUAGAUCACCGCAAAUUAAUCGAGACGCAAAUGGAACGUUUUAAAGUGGUAGAACGAGAGACAAAAACCAAAGCCUAUUCAAAAGACGGUCUAGGAGCUGCUGCAAAACUAGAUCCUCAGACAAAAGAAAAGGCAGAAACCACACAAUGGAUAUCGAAUGUGAUAGAAAGUCUCAAUUUGCAGCUGGAUCAGUUUGAGAGUGAACUAGAAGCAAAAGGUUCUUCAAGUAAGAAGAAAGGGAAAGUGGGGGAAGACCCCAGAAUAGAUCAAUUAAAACAACAACAAGAAAAGCAUAAGCUUCAUAUAGAGACAUUAGAAAAAAUAAUGAGACAAGUUGAUAAUGACAAGUUAGCAGUUGAAAAGAUUCGAGAUUUGCGAGAUGAUAUAGAGUAUUAUGUGGAAUCUAAUCAAGAUCCUAACUUUCAAGAAAAUCUUUAUAUUUAUGAUGAUUUAGAUCUGGAAGAUAUUGCACCUGAUGUUACUGCAGUGGCAUCAUCACCCACAGAAGGUGAUGAGUUCGCUGAUAAAAUUAUGAGUACGCCGUCAUCAACCAAUUCAAGUUCUCCUUCUCCUAGUCCCAGUGUAAAUGCCAAUCAUUCCAAUGAAAAGCAUGAUGAUGUGGAUAGAAAAAGACAUAAAUCUCAGUCGGAAGAAAAAAGUGCAUCACCUGCUCCUUCAGGAACCUCGAAACCGCCAUCUUUGGUGAAACAACAUUCACAAAACAAUACUAAUGCACAAAAUUCAGAAAGCAACUCUGUGAAUAGUAAUCAUCAUCCAUCGACAACACCGUCACCUUUAACAGCCUAUGCUGUGGCUGCAGGCGGGCAGCAAAACAGCGCGACAGGUUCUCGAUUUUCUCACCCCAACCCACCCUCUGUGUGGCAGCGUAGUUUAACUGCCCAAACUAGCUUUCCUAGUGAUACAUCCAAACCCUAUGUGAAUUCAGUUGAUCAUGGUUCAACAGGAAACUUGACAAGCAGUGUUACAUCUUCAAGUUCUACGAAUACUAAUUCUGUCUCUAUGACAUCAUCGGGAAAUCCGUCUGUGCCCUCUGCCCCAUCACCACAGACAGUGGCUGUUGUUGCUGCACCAUCUCUUAGUACCGUGAACUCAUUGGCUUCAUCAAGUAUUAACAAUUCCUCUCAGGUCCAUAAUAGUCGGACAGACAGUACGCCUGUUAUGAAUGGACCAAUUAGUGCAAAUGGUCCGACGUCACAAAAAAUUAAGAAUGAUGAAUUAUCGUUGCGAACAAUGGCCCAGCAAGCAGUUGCCAAUGCUGAAUUGGAAAAAACAUUGCCUUCAACUCAUGCGCCUGUCGAAUCUUCUACUGUGUACAAUAAUUCAUCUCAAGCUCCUUCACAAACCUUAGCUUCCUUAUCUGAGCAGUGUUCUGUCUUGUCAGAACAGCAGCUUUCUUCUCAGCUGCCACAACAGCAACAGAUUGUGCAAGCGCCAUCGACAAACACUAUACAUUUGAACCCUUUGUUAGGCAUGGCUCCGCUAGGUCCAGUUCAACUGGCCAAAGAGCAGCACUACCAGUCAGCAAUGGUUGAUGCAGCUUACCACCACCUUCCACAUCCUUCUGAUUCUGAAAGAAUGAGACACUUCUUGCCACGCAAUCCAUGUCCGACGGCAUCAUACUAUCCGUCAACUGCAUCUCCUCAUGCAGAUACUGUUGAGUUUUAUCAGCGGUGUGGUACAGAAACACUUUUCUUCAUAUUUUACUAUAUGGAGGGAACAAAGGCUCAAUAUUUGGCAGCAAAAGCAUUGAAGAAACAGUCCUGGAGGUUUCAUACAAAAUACAUGAUGUGGUUUCAGCGGCAUGAAGAGCCUAAACAAAUUACAGAAGAAUUUGAGCAGGGCACAUACAUCUACUUUGACUAUGAAAAAUGGGGCCAAAAGAAGAAAGAGGGUUUUACAUUUGAAUACAGAUAUUUGGAAGAUAGAGACUUGAACUAGUUGAGUGUACCAUUCUGUUGAGUCCAUUACUCUGUUCACCACUUCACUCAUACAUCAGAGCUUGUGAUCAGUUUUGUUCACUACAAUAUGCUACAACUGACAGCUACUGUCAUGCAACACAACAUCCUUGUUCUCAAAGAAAACCAAAGUAUUCAGCUUUGCAGCUAACUGGAUCUCUGACAUGUGCAAGUUCAUGUCUCAUCUUCCUGCCCCCUUCCCUCCCCUCAAAUGUGAUGUGUCUGAAGCUGACUAGAUGUUCAAUCCCGCCUGCAGUCUCCAGUGGGGCCGUCCAAAGAACAAAUCGUUUCCUCAUUUACCCACAGUGUACAUAGUGCCAACAUUGAGCAGCUCAAGAGGCCUGUACAACCAUGUUAGGUUCUACAGUCCAAGUUAAAGAUAUUGUGGUCAUGGAUGAAGUGAUCAUAUUGUUACAAUGAACAGACCCCUGCACCCCUCCUCACUGGCUGUGCAAUCCUGGAAUCAUUUAGUAGCUGUGAUUUAUUUGUCUAUAUAGUCAUGUCUUUUUUGUUUUUCCCGAAUCCAUACAGACAAUGCUAUCUUCAGCUUGGCUGCACCAAUGUUUUAAAGGCUUAGGUUAGGUGUCAAUGCAAUAUUUUUUUUAUUGUGUGUGUGUGUUUGUCUGAUGUUGAUGAAAUACAUAGCCCAGUUAUUUAGCUGUAAAAAUUGGUGCAGCCAAGCUGGGGAUAGUGUCUGCUGCACAUGGAAUUAUUAUGUAGUCAGUGUCUCAGAAGUAUUGCAUUAUGGCUCUACCUAAACUGUUUUUAACUGCUGCUAUAAACAAAAAGUACUCUAGUUUUGACCAGGUAAUCACUGCAUGCCUUAGGUUGUGAUCUAUCAGUUUUUGUAUGUAAUGUGUUAGUCAUGUCUGUGUUUUGGUCCAUGUAGAUUUUUUUUUUAUUUAAACAUCUCCCACUUUUUUUGGCAUUUUUUUUUUUUUUCAGCUCUUGGUUGCUUCUUGUUUAUAUUGGUAGCUAGAUAGUCACUGCUGAACUUUUGAUGCUUUUUUAACUGUGGAAACGCGUAGUACCUAAGUAGUAGACAGUAGCUAAUUAGUAUCACUCAAGUUUGUUAUCAUCUACUUUUUAUAUCCAGUCAACUUAUUCCAUUUUUAGGCAACUUAUUGUACAUUGAAACAAAAUUAUCAGCUUACUUUGACCAUACAUUUUUUUUUUCAUGAGUGCUUUUAUUACUAUUUAAUGUACUGAGUGACUACAUCAAUAUUUACAUGUUGUUUUUAGUUGUGUUCAGGGUAUAGAACAAUCUUGUUGAAAAGAGGGGUGUAGGAGGCUGCCAGUGUUUUCCAGGAUUAUUGUGGUUGUCUUUUGACUGAGAGAAUUGUGGGAUUGAUUGAAUAGUGUUAGUAAGAUUGUUGCUGUUUUCUUGAACUCAAUGACCAUUGGUACAUUGUUUUGUUUUGUUUAGCUCAUCAAUUCAUCAUCAUCCUCACACCCAUAGACAUAUCUGGAGGGAGGGGGGGGGCAUGGCACUAGCUGUGUUUUGUUAGCAGCAUUGAGGGAAAGAUGUGAGGAGUUCUUGCAUGAGAGCAAGUGUGAGACAAGUGUGCAACGAAGCAUAUUGCCUGAGUGCUGUGAUGUGUAGUAGGAAUAAUUUUGAUACAGAUAAAAUACAUUUGUGGAUUGAGUAGUUGAAACUAUGAUUUCUUUUGAUCUGUUGAGGUUUUUUUUUAAACAUUAUUUAUGUUUUUAAAAAAUUUUUUUUGUUCUUUUUUUUUUUGUGUGUAAAUACAGUUUGAAUGUUUUCUCCUGACAUCUUGGUGAUUAUAUAAAAAUAGAAUCUGUCGGAUCUAAUUUUGUCAAGUUUUAAAAUCAAUGUUUGAACCAGUAGAGUUCAUCGGAAGCAAGAAACUUUUUGUCAGAUUUGGCAGGUCCAAGUUGACACCUCUCUGUCCUUACACAUUAUUGUUAACUUAGUCUCUUCUCUCCAAGUCAACCUUUAUGUAUGGAAUAUAAGGUUACAAACACAAGUGAAAUGUCAAGUUUAUUCUUAACAAAACCUAAAAAGUGGCAGGUUCUGUUUUAUACAAACACUAGUGGAUGCCAGUGAGAGAGUGAAUGCUGUGUCAGCUCUGGAUUGGUAUGAUGUGGGAGUGUCAAGAGGAUAUGGAUCUUAAAGUUCUGGUGCACAUACAGCUAAAAUAAAAUGUCUAUUUUUGUACUGCUUGUUACAGCUGGUGGAAGUCUGAAAGCAGUCACUGGAGUUGUUUUUUUUUAAACCUUUUUUUUUUGAUUGUGUACAUAUGGUAACUUUGGUGACUGCUACAGACUGCCACUGGGUGAGGCAAUGGUGCAAAACAAAUCUUUUAAAAUAAACAAAAAAAAAUUAAAUGAUAAAAAAAUGUCUAAGUACAAAUGUUACAA
Biomphalaria glabrata is the source of this 4771-nucleotide messenger RNA. Its product is annotated as CCR4-NOT transcription complex subunit 3-like. Lineage: Eukaryota; Metazoa; Mollusca; Gastropoda; Planorbidae. The coding region runs from base 183 to 2372 and encodes 729 amino acids. Gene Ontology annotation, cellular component: CCR4-NOT core complex; nucleus; P-body. The record is from RefSeq and is a predicted model, not a curated record. The transcript has 19 exons. Gene Ontology annotation, biological process: nuclear-transcribed mRNA poly(A) tail shortening; regulation of DNA-templated transcription.